CUGUCUGGCACUCUGGCACACAACAGCGCACGCACGCAAUGGACCGAAGAAGUCCAUCGCCGGACAGCAGCAACAUCGUGCUGGUCACUGCUGCCGGUGCUCUCGCGGCUGUCUCCUCGGUGGUGGUUUUUCUCGCGGUCGCCUCGCGGGACAGGCGCUCUCGUUUCCAAGACAGCAAGGAGUUGUACAUCCCAAGCAGAUCGCUAGGGAGCGAGGCCGGCGACAGCGAUGUGGCCAAGAUUCCCAGGACCAACUCCACCGCUGACCUUGUCGCCCCGUCCUUGCAGCCUCAUCCGGAGGGGCCCAACAUCGGGGCGGGCAGCGUCCCCAACUGGUUCCAGAAGAAUAGUGACCUCCCGCCCAAGACUGACCUCCUCCACAAGGGGCAUCGCAAGGGGGGGAAGCUCUUGGUGGUCAUGGUCGGCCUCCCCGGGACUGGGAAAACGUACAUCUCGAGAAAGGUGGCUCGAUACCUGCGGUGGAUAAACUACCGCACGAGGGCAUUCUCUCUGGCCAGGUAUCGCAACGCGCGCUGCGGCACGGGGCUGAAGGCAGAGUUCUACGACACCAACGACGACCAGACCGUGGCGGCACGCCUGGAGAUCCUGGCGGCGGCGGUGGAAGACAUGAUCACGUACUUGUUACGCGCCGGGGAGGUGGCAAUUUUGGACGGAACCAACUUCACGAAGCAACGGCGACAGCUGAUCCGGGAUCGAGCUGCCCAGGAGGAUGGCUUCGAGAUUCUCUGGAUCGAGAGCAUUUGCAACGACCUCAAUGUGGUGGACCAGAACUUGGAGGGACUAAAGGAGUUUUCUCCCGACUUCAUCGACGGCGAGGACUUCAGGCAGAGGCUAGACUACUACCGCGCGGCGUACGAGACGCUCGAGACGGACGAAGGGAGCUACGUGAAGUCUUACGACGGAGGGGUCAGGAUCGAGAUCCACAACGCGCAGGGCUUCGUGCCGACGAAGAUCACGUCGUUCCUCAUGAACCUGCACGUUCAGGGCAAGCCCGUGUUCAUCAGCCGUCACGGGGAGAGCAUGUUCAACACGCAGGGUCUCAUCGGCGGUGACCCCCCGCUCUCGCCGCUCGGAGAGGAGUACGCGAAGGUCCUCGUGGACUACGUAAAGCAAUCGGAGGAGCUCCCCAACGACGAGCUGUGCGUGUGGAGCAGCACGAUGAGGAGGGCAAGGCAGACGGCGGCCGAGAUCGACAAGAGUCGAUACGUGGAGUGGAGGGCUUUGAGGGAGAUCGAGGUCGGCGUCUGCGACGGGCUGACCUACGCGCAGGUGAAGGCCAGCUUCCCCGAGGAGUACCGCGCACGUGAGCAGGACAAGCUGCGCUACCGCUACCCUCGGGGCGAAAGCUACCUGGACAUCAUCGCCCGCCUGGAACCCGUCAUCUUCGAGAUGGAGCGGCAGAAGGCCCCGCUUCUCAUCAUCGCGCACCAGGCCGUCCUGCGGUGCCUGUACGCCUACUUCUUGGACCUCCCGUCGGAGGAGAUCCCCUACCUCAGCAUCCCGCUCCACACGGUCAUCAAGCUCACGCCGCAGGCCUUCGGGUGCAACGAGAAGCGCUUCAAGCUUCUGGACGACGACACCCACCCCUCUGCGUGAAAAGAGCAGUUUGUGUGCGUCCUCCCCCCCCCCCCCCCCCCCC
Molecule: messenger RNA, 1659 nt
Organism: Ectocarpus sp. CCAP 1310/34
Lineage: Eukaryota; Phaeophyceae; Ectocarpales; Ectocarpaceae
Source: the annotation of a GenBank genome assembly